Messenger RNA from Dufourea novaeangliae, 717 nucleotides. Its product is annotated as protein SEY1-like. NCBI's taxonomy places the organism in Eukaryota, Metazoa, Arthropoda, Insecta, Hymenoptera, Halictidae. The record is from RefSeq and is a predicted model, not a curated record. The transcript has 4 exons. Bases 1 to 717 code for a protein of 238 amino acids.
AUGGAAAAUAAUCAGUCAUUAGGACCAUUAUUCUUGUCCCGAAUGAUGGCCGAAGGUCUUGGUUCUGAUAGUGGCGAGAGGUUGAAGCGGUUUUUGAAAGUUCUCGUGUUAUGCCUGAUCGCCAGGUCUGCGUUGGCCGGUAUCGAGGGUAGCGAUCCUGGAGGCUGGCAAGGGAUAUCUAGUGGUAACAGUUACGGGACAGGACACGGGUUAGACUUAGGUGGACAUCUGUCAGGAGGUCUUCACGAUGACGUUUCCAAUUACGGUUCCUACGGGGGUGGAGGACUCGAUCACGGGUUACACGGACAUGUUCAGCAUCAUUACGCACCUGCUGUACCUGUGAGCGAGCACGUUGAAAUUACGAGGCCUGUUCCGAUACCUGUUGUCAGAAAUAUCGGAGUGCCAGUUGCCCAGCCAGUGGCGAUAGCAGUGCCGCAUCCGGUGGCCAUUGGGGUACCGCAACCGUACCCAGUCCACGUACCGGUCGCGAAGCCGGUCCCGAUCCCGGUGGUGAAGACCGUCGCGAUCCCGGUCGAGAAGAAGGUUCCGUAUCCGGUGGAGAAGAUUAUACCAGUCCCGGUCGAGAAACACGUGCCUAUUACCGUGGAGAAGCACAUACCCGUGCCCGUGGAAAAACCGUACCCGAUUCACAUUCCGGUCUACAAGCACGUGUUCCAUCGGGUCAAGUCCCACGGAGGCCACGGAUGGAGCCAUUAG